GAGAUUAUCUUGUUUAUGUCGGUACAUUUAGAAAAUACGAGUGAUUUUAGACGUAUGAUUCACCUUACAGGCUAAAUGCUUAGGCUAAACCAAGUUAAUAGUUGCGUAUAUUGUUAACUGGAAAUAUGUAUUCAAGUAGGUCAUAGUAAAAAGAAAGCAGUGAAUAGUCGCAGUGAAUAUCGCUUGAUAACUAAAAUGUCACUGAUUGACAAGGCGAUGAAUGAUAGAGCUCACAAAGUAAAAACUUAACAAAUCAGAUAAAGUGAUGGGAGCCGAUAUUAGUAAAAACAACAAGGACCAGCCUCCACCAGAGGAGGGGCGCUGCACCUCAGGAUGGCGGGGUUUCCUGUCCAGUGUGGGAAUCUCUGUGUCUUCGGGGGUCUGUCGUCUGGGCGCACGACGCAUGAUCCGGGAAAAGGGUGCACCCCUCCCGAACGAUCACCUGUUCCAGUCCAUCCCCGGCCCAGAGAGGCUCCGGAUGGAGUGGUCCCUCCCUGGGUUCAUCUCCAUGUUCCUCCCUGAGUUUCCACACCGCAAUGUCCCAGGACACGAGCACUUCCAGGUCCUGGGCUAUAUAGCCAAAGGCUCCUUUGGCCCCAUACUGAAGGUGAAGGACAGGUCCAAGCAGAAGACUUAUGCAGUGAAGGUUAUUCCCAAAUCUGAAGUUUUAAGGCAGGGGGUCCUAGAGCAGUCAAAAGAGGAGGUCAUCAUUCAGCGGCAAGUGCGGCACCCUUUUGUGCACGACCUGCAAGACUGCUGGCAGACCCAGCGCCACCUCUACAUUAUGUGUGACUACUGCAGCACCGGAGACCUGUACACCUACUGGAUGAUGAUUGGACAGUUUGACGAGGAUGCGGUCAGGGUGUUUGCAGCAGAACUGGGCUGUGCUCUCGGCUUCCUACAUGACUUUGGAAUCAUUCACAGGGACGUCAAGAUGGAGAACAUCCUCUUGACUGACCAAGGGCACCUUCGAUUGGCUGACUUUGGACUGUCCCGUCGCCUGGAGCGGGGAGGAAGGGCCUUCACUAUCUGUGGAACGAUCCAGUACAUGGCCCCUGAAGUACUGGGUGGGGGUCCCUACAGCCAUGCAGCUGAUUGGUGGUCCCUGGGCAUUCUGCUCUUUUCAUUGGCCACUGGGGAGUUCCCCGUCCCCCCGGAGCGAGACCACUGCAGCAUGCUGAGGAGGGUGCGCAGCUCCUCCUAUGAGAUGCCCCGCUCCUUCACCCCCCCUCUGGCCCUGCUGCUGACUGAGCUCCUUUGCAAGACCCCCACGCGGCGCCUGAGAACCCUCGAGCGCUUCAAGAGGCAGACGUUUUUCCGGGGCACCUCUUUCGACUCCCACCUGCUGCAGAAGACGCCCAUGGAGCUCAUCCUGGAGCUGAAGGAGCACCCCGAGCGCACGGUCAAAGCGCAGCGGGGCCUCACCCACGAGGCCUUCCACAGCUUCGACUGUGACCUCCUGGACUCCCCCAUCAGCCCCACAGACCUGUGCCCCGCCCCGGUGAACUUUGACCCGAGCCAUGGCCCCACCCAGAGCACCAUCGCAGAUUCGGUCUUUGUGUAACUUUGUGACUGGUGGUCGGGGAGUCAGCAGGCCUGGCCAAAAGCUGUGAACUUUUAGGAGUCAAAAUUAAGAGGUUCAGAGUGGAGGACAUUUUUUAUUUUUGUAUUAUUAUUUUUUGGGGUUUAUAAAGCUGUGUUCGAAACUGCAUGCUAGCAUAUGACUCGAUACUAAAGGCUGAUUUUAAUUGAAAAGUAGUACGAGUUGUAUGCUAGGUAUGUAGUUUCGGACACAGCCUACGUUAGCUCAAUGAUAUUGAAAAUCACUUUUAAGAGAGACCUAGCCAAAAUAAAAGCACAUACAGUUACAAUGAAUAACAUAAAGCAUAACUAUGGUAAGAUUUGUAGAAAGCAUAAAUUGAGCAUCGUUGUUAAUACUUAAGUGAGUAAUUAUUUAUCCAUGAUGCACUGCCCUAACUCCAACAUUGGGAAACUGUGCCAAGUGCUUAUUUAUUGUUCCAAUAUUUCAGGAAUCUUAUUCUAAACAAUUUCAACUUUAUAUUUUUUAACAUCUUCUGCCACCAGCUGGGAUUAUAUUACCCUUGCAGCUUUAAGGUCUAUGUUUGCAAUAAAAGCACUAAUCUCAGGUUCUAAAUGCUUUCUCAGAACAUUUAACCCUUUACAAAGAUUUGAAAUUGUUUUAGAAACAUCACCUAUUUUGUUAAAUAAACGAGGGCAACAUUUGCACAAAAAACUAAGAGGAUUUAUUUUCAGGAUAAAUUAUUUUAUAUACAGCACAGAAUUUAUUUCCAGGGGUAAAUAUGUUAUCUGAAUUGUUACCUAUGCUUUACCCUGAUAUUUUAUGCAGAAUAUGUAGUGAAUCUAAUUAGUUAGAAUUAUAUGUUUUCUGGAGCAAGCACUUUACUUUUGAAGUCAAUUUACUAUUACAUUAUUGGCAUUUGGCAGACGCUCUUAUCCAGAGCGACGUACAGUUGAUUAGACUAAGCAGGAGACAAUCCUCCCCUGGAGCAAUGCAGGGUUAAGGGCCUAUAGUAGAGGAUAUGCAAAGGACAGUGUCUCUUAUGAGAAAUUCAGGUACCUUCUUCAUCCGUCAGUCAAUCCAGAGUUAUCCAAACCGCUAGAUAUAUAUUUGAAACAAGACUAUCCUGUGUUAUAUUGCUGUUGUAUUUUUCCCCACUUUUCAGGCUGUUUUCUAUGCAAGCAAGCUGUUUAAUUGUCUAGCCGUGUCCCAGUUUGGAAUUUUUAACGGAAUACCACCUCCUUUUAGUGCCACUGGAUGCAGUUUGGCAUACUGUCUUUAAUAGAUGAAUGUGUUUUCAUUUUUGUACAUUUUAAAGUUGUAUUUUUUUCCAAACCAAAACUUUUUAUAUGUUAAUGCCAUGCAGGGAAAUGAAUACAAGCAGACAUGAUGUUCGUACAUUCCUGAUUGAGACCACUGCCUUGUUUUGUCUUGUUUUGUAUCUCUGUCACAGGCGUGUGUUUCUGUCUCAGCCUUUUGGCAUAAAUGGGAUUUGAUAUUAUGUAGCAGAAAAGGAAGGUGAAGAUUAUUUUUUGCAUGUAUCAACUUUGAACUUUUUAUACUUCCCUGAAGAGAAGAAAGUUCCUCUUUCCAACUGAUCUCAUCUCAAAUUUGUAUCUCUUCGCUUUAACUUCCAUACACUUAUUAAUGUGAUUCUGAAUCAUUUGGUCAAUAAUUUUGUGUCACGUGUCAGAAAAUAUGACUGUAAAUUAUGACUGUACAUGUCAAGUUGUUGCCACUAGGAAAUGUCAUCUUUUGUUUUUACUAUUUGUGUUAUUAAAAUAUUAAUCAUGUGUAUGAAUGAGGA
Molecule: messenger RNA, 3347 nt
Organism: Conger conger (European conger)
Lineage: Eukaryota; Metazoa; Chordata; Actinopteri; Anguilliformes; Congridae
Gene: rskrb
Product: ribosomal protein S6 kinase related b
Exons: 12
Coding region: 266-1564 (432 amino acids)
Biological process (GO): protein phosphorylation
Molecular function (GO): ATP binding; protein serine/threonine kinase activity
Source: RefSeq, a predicted model, not a curated record